This is a messenger RNA of Megalops cyprinoides (Indo-Pacific tarpon), 3288 nucleotides long. RefSeq names its product DENN domain-containing protein 1B. Gene Ontology annotation, cellular component: intracellular membrane-bounded organelle; cytosol. Lineage: Eukaryota; Metazoa; Chordata; Actinopteri; Elopiformes; Megalopidae. The transcript has 23 exons. The record is from RefSeq and is a predicted model, not a curated record. Gene Ontology annotation, biological process: endocytic recycling; endocytosis. The coding region runs from base 61 to 2934 and encodes 957 amino acids. Gene Ontology annotation, molecular function: phosphatidylinositol phosphate binding; guanyl-nucleotide exchange factor activity.
CAAACCUUCCGAUGAAGAUCUUCUCCCCUCUCGCAUGGAUGUGAAGCUGCAGAGUCUGCAAUGGGCUCCAGGUUAAAACAAAAUCCAGAGGGAACUUUUUAUUGGUUCUUCGAGGCCUCCUGCCCUAUAGCAAGAGACAAAGACCCGGGAGUCUUAUUCCAGUUUCCGGAAGACUUCAGUGAUGAGGAAUCCCUCCAGACCCUCCCACGGUUCUGCUUCCCCUAUGACAUAGAGAGGGUGAGGGAGAUUGUGGCAGUUCAGCACUUCACCUUCGUUCUCACUGACAUGGAGGGAUGCCAGCGCUUUGGAUUCUGCCGCCUGACAUCCAGCUCCAGGACCUGUCUUUGCAUCCUCAGUUACCUGCCCUGGUUUGAGGUGUUCUACAAACUCCUGAACAACCUGGCAGACUAUCUGACCAAAGGACAGACCAAUGAGAUGCGAGAGCUGCUGUCCAUCCUCUACAAACACCCGGUGCCAUUGGCCAACAGCUCUGUCACUCUGCAGCUGGGAGAGCAGCUGCAGAUCAGAACAGGGGAGGAGGAGCUGCCUCAUGGCCGCUCCCCCCUCCCGCCAGGCACGGGGAAAUCAGGGAUUCCUUACUUCAUCGCGCCUGACCCCAGGAGUCUGCCAUCCAUCCCUGAGAGUAGGAACCUGACGGAGCUGGUGGUUGCCGUUGACGUCAGUAACCUGCUCCAGCUCUACGCAAGCAUGCUGUUCGAGAGGCGGAUCCUCAUCAGCUCCAGCAAGCUGAGCACGCUGACAGCCUGCGUCCAUGCCUGUAGUGCCAUUCUCUACCCCAUGUACUGGCAACACAUCUUCAUCCCCGUGCUGCCUCCUCAUCUACUAGACUACUGCUGUGCUCCUAUGCCCUACCUCAUUGGGGUCCAUUCCAGUCUUAUAGAGACAGUGAGGAGCAGAGCUUUGGAGGAUGUGGUCAUUUUAAAUGUGGACACAAACACCAUGGAGUCUCCGUUUGAGGACCUGAAAAGGAUUCCUUCAGAUGUGAUGUCCCUGCUGAAGGUGCGGUUGAAGAAGCUGGCCGCAGUCCCAGGCUCGGGUGUGGCCCGGGCCUUCCUGAAGGCCCAGGCGCUGCUUUUCGGGGGGUACAGGGAUGCACUGCUGUGCACGGAUGGGGGACCAGUCACAUUCUGCGAAGAAUCUUUUCUGAACCAUAAGUCCAACAGCAUGAGACAGUUCCUGGAGAGUGCAGUCCACCUGCAGUUCUUCAAGCAGUUUAUUGAUGGCCGUCUGGAGGCGCUGAACAGUGGGAGGGAACCUAUGGAUCUGUUUGAGGAGGAAAUUCUUCAGUGUGGGGAGUCUGCAGGAGGCACAAAAUCCUACCAGCAGCUGGUGGGGAACUUGAAGAAAGGGGGCGGGGCUCUGAUUCACACAGUCAAGUCCAAGGCCGGCAUGUGCAAGUCUGCCAAAGCUCACGCCAAGUCCAGCUUGAGGAAUUUUCUCUCCCCUAAAGAGGAUGGAGAGCCUUCCUUGCUGUACAGAGGAGGCUCUCUGCGAUCAGACCCCCCAGGGACACAUGCACACCGCAGGGCCCAGUCUGACUGCCUGCAGAGCCGUCUGCCAAUCACACAGCACUUUGGCAGGUCUCGGCCCCGUCGCCCAGCCCGCAGGUACGCCGGCCGCCCGCAGGAGGAGACCCAGCCGCACACAAGCAACAACUGGACACCUGACUGGGAGGACGGGGCCGUGGAUGCGGGACAGAGCAGUGGCGACAGUGGGCAGCAGGAGGACUCUGUGGAUGAUUUCCUGCCGGACGCGGAGGAGCUGGACCUCCUCGGGGAGAUCUUUGACACACUCAGCUCCCGGAGCUCCCAUGAGCGCGGCCUGCUGUACGGCACCCGCAGCCUGGACCUGUUCGGCGCUGACUCCACCGACUACAUCUCUCGGAGGGACAUGACUGCCCCGAGCCAGGAGAGCCUGAACAACUCUGUUGGCAUGAGUGGGAGCCUCCUAAGCUGGGGGCAGGAGGAGGGGCCAGAUGAACCAGAGGAGGGGCCUGAGGGACAGGGGGAGGAGUCUGCAGAGCUGGGGGCGGGGUCAGAAGGACCAGAGGAGGGGCCAGGGAGAGCGGGGGAGGGGCCUCAAGGGCGGGAGGAGCAGAUAGAAGAGGAAGAGCUGGCAGGACAGGGCCAGGAAAAAGACAGGUGUCAGCAUGACAAAGCAAAGGAGUGUCAUCAGGAGGCGGGAGUAAAGGUGAUGGAUCAAGAGCAACAGGAGGAGACAGCUAAAGAGGAGCCGGAAGAUGAGCAGGACAAUCAAAGGGACAGCCAGCGUCAGGAGGAGAGCCCUGGCAAACACAGCCAACCGCUCCACCCAGAAGUCCUGACCCUGAACACAGAAGCAGAGACAGCCCCUGCCUCCUCCUCCUUUAUUGCCCAAGAUGAUCAGGCUUCUGGGGGCAGGGAGAGAGAGACGGUGGGGGAGGAGCCCCAGCUGAAGGGAGAGGAGUGCGGGAACACGCCCAAUAUCAACCCCAUCACACCCUCCCCAGCCAGCUGCCUCUCAGGGCCAAACCCUGAGGCGGAGGGAGGAGAAGGGGGCAACAGAUCCCCAAUGCCUAGGGUGCAGUCUGCCCUGGCUCUCUUUCAGGCGAGGGAGGGGAAGGCCUCGGCCAUCCCGGGACAGGCCUGGACUGCACCCGCACUGAAGAAGCCUGGCGGGGUCUGCAAAGGCGGCAACAUUGGCCAAAAGAAAAUCCCACAGGGCAGCAUCCCCCAGACAGCAGACAACUCUCCUGACAGCAGACCCACCCUCACUGACAGCCCCCCCAGGGUAAGGGACCCGGCCAAACCUGUCGGGACACCAGAUGCGGAAGCUCUCCCUGUUGGGGUGCACACAGACCCUGGCACCCCAACUGAAGAGGGCAACCUGCCCGCUGUGAAGGUGUCUGAGCUGAAGAAAAGAUUUGAGGCUUGAAACCUGUGCAUGUGUUUUGUGCGUGCCUGCCUGGUCCACCAGGAAGUAUGCCGCCCGACAGUGGCGUGCCACCUCUUCUCCACCGGUGACCCACAGUACACUCUGCCACCACUAGGUGGCUCUUUACACACCCCACAGGUUAACCAGUGACACAGUACAGUCUCCAGUCUAUGAGAGCAGCAAGCCAGGGGAUGGUGCUGGUAUCACUCUCAGCUUCAGCCCAGGGACUAACUGGACACAGUCUUUCCAGACAUCCUGGUUCUCUGGAGGGACUCUAAUCAAGAGCGAUGGACAAACUGGGCCACUCAAUCAAAUGUAAAGAGGCUUGGCCUCACCUCUCAACUUUUUUUUAAC